This is a messenger RNA of Fukomys damarensis (Damara mole-rat), 2070 nucleotides long. Its product is annotated as melanoma-associated antigen B1. Gene Ontology annotation, biological process: negative regulation of transcription by RNA polymerase II. The coding region runs from base 158 to 1120 and encodes 320 amino acids. The record is from RefSeq and is a predicted model, not a curated record. Gene Ontology annotation, cellular component: nucleus. Lineage: Eukaryota; Metazoa; Chordata; Mammalia; Rodentia; Bathyergidae. The transcript is spliced from 2 exons.
CUUCCGCCGAGAAGCCCAGCUCGGGGUCUGAACCUCGUGCGUCUGGCAGCGUCCUGAGGACUCAAGGUGAUUUCCAAGGAUCCGUCUGGAUUCCAGGUCAACGAGUCACCUGUUGUCCCACUCAGAGUUCUGCCUGCUGUCCCUCACGAUAGCCAUCAUGCCCCGGGGAGAGAAGAGUAAACUCCGUGCUCGAGAGAAACGGCGCCAGGCUCGAGAUCAGACCCGAAGUCUGCAGGAUGCUCAGGCCCCUGCAGCACAAGAAGGAAAGUCCCUUUCCUGCCCCUCUCCUGUUUCUGGAGACCCUGCUGGCGUUCCUCAAAAGUCUCCAGAAACACCACCCACCAGCACUGCUGCUGCUCCUGCUGUUUCACGCAAAAGAUCAGGCAAAGGUGCCAAGAGCAGGAGGCCAGAAAGGGAUACUUCCUCUAAGGCCCCACCCUCCACUGAGAGCUCACAGAGGGAGAUUGUAGUGAGGAAGGCAGAAGCAUUGGUGCAGUACCUGAUGUCCAAAUAUAAAACGAAGGAUCCCAUUUUGAAGAGGGAAAUGCUAAAGAUUGUCCACAAGAGGUUCCGAGAGCAGUUCCCUGAAAUCCUCAAGGUGGCCUCUAGGCACAUGGAGCUGUUCUUUGGCUUGGAAUUGAAGGAACUCAAGCCAGGCGGUAGUUCCUACACCCUGGCCAGUGUAUUAGAGCUCAGCUGUGAUAACAUGAGCAGUGUCUUUCCCAAAACUGGGCUUCUCCUAGCUACCCUAGGCAUCCUCUUCUUGCACGGCUACAGUGCUACUGAGGAAGAUGUCUGGGAAUUCCUGAGCACCUUAGGGGCCGCUGAUAAGAGCAAGCGCUUCAUCUUUGGAGAUGUCAAGAAGCUCCUUACUGAAGAUUUUGUCCAGGAAAAAUACCUGGAGUACUGCCAGGUUCCUGGCAGUGAUCCUCCACGCUAUCAGUUCCAGUGGGGUUCCAGAGCGCAUGUCGAAACCAGCAAGCUGAAAAUCCUACAGUUUUUGGCCAAGAUUAUUUCUUCAAAUAUCAGUGACUUUGUACCCUAUUAUGAAAAGGCUUUGAGAGAUGAGAAAGAGAAAACCCAAGCCAAAGUUGAUGCCGAUCCUGGAGGUACUGCUUAAGCCAGUCCAAGCCCAAGGGCUAAGCUAGUCUCUAUACCCUUGUGGUAUAUGUGGCUGAUUCUUCACUUUGUCAUUUAAAAUGCCUGUUAAGCCUUGUUUUUGUUGUGUUGUUAUGCGUGACUAUAAUGUUUGAACAGUUUUCUUCCUGUAUCACUCAAGAGCGCUUUUUUCAACAUAAUGUUUAUUUAGAUUCACAGUGUAAUUCGAUGAAUGUUGUGGAUCAAACAUUCAUUGCCAUUUACCAGGUUUAGUGAUAAGGUAUUGGUUCAUUUUGCAACACAAAUUGUAAUUCCUGAGAUUAUAUUGAUGAUCCACACUAAGAUGACAUGCCACCAGGGCAGGAAUAUCUUUGGAAAUAAGAAAUUUCCACAGUAAAAUAUUUGGGCUCAGCUGUGUGCUAGUUAACUAUCAACUUGUAUAGGAAAGAAUCACCCAGCUGAUUGGAUUAGCAUAAUUCUAGGUGGGAGUGAAUGGUUUUACAGAAGACAGAAUACCUACCCUGGUGUGAGUGAUACCAACCAGUAGGCUUUUGUAGCCUGAAUGGAAUAAAACGGGAGAUGAAGAAGGAAGGCCUGAUUCUGUUUCAAGAGGCUUCAGUUAACUUCUUCAACUUAGAAGAACUUCAUCUGCCUUCCAGCACAGACCCUUCAGUCUUCCAUAGCAGACCAUUCAGCCUCCUGACACAUACUCACACAGGACUCUACAGUGACCUCCAGGCUUUCAAACUUUGACUUGGUCCUCCAGCAUGCAGACAGUUGUUAUGCAUUGCUCCACACCUGACUCUGCAGGUAGCCUUCGUAAGCGUACCUUGUAAAUCCUGAUAAGUUUAUCUAUCUUAUAUUAAUCUGUUUCUCUAGGGUGCACUGACUGGUACAAGCUGAUAGGGGGAAAAAAGUAAAAGUUACUUAGUUCUUAGUUUGCUUUACUUGAUUCAGUUUUUCCUUUUGGAC